This is a messenger RNA of Neltuma alba, 1540 nucleotides long. RefSeq names its product acyl transferase 4-like. Lineage: Eukaryota; Viridiplantae; Streptophyta; Magnoliopsida; Fabales; Fabaceae. The transcript has 2 exons. Bases 13 to 1284 code for a protein of 423 amino acids. The record is from RefSeq and is a predicted model, not a curated record.
UUUGCAAUUCCAAUGGCUCUGCCCGUGAUCAGAACCACGCGUGGUGUAGUGAAACCAGCAGAGCAGAAGCCAUCAAUUACACUGGACCUAUCAGCCAUCGAUAGAUUACCUGUUCUAAGGUGCAAUGCUCGAACCUUGCACGUGUUCAGAUAUGGCCCUGACGCGUCGUUGGUCAUCAGAAAGGCCUUGUCCAGGGCAUUAGUUUCUUACUACCCUCUUGCAGGAAGACUCAUUCAGUCUGAACACGGUCCCCUCCAAAUUGAAUGCUCCGGUGAAGGCGUGUGGUUCGUUGAGGCGUCGGCUUCUUGCACUCUUGCCUCAGUCAAUUACUUCGACGAUGUUGAAUCUAUCCCCUACGAUGAUCUUCUUCCCGACCCUGAGACUGAAGACGUCGAACCCCUCGUGAAAAUGCAGGUGACGCAUUUUCGUUGCGGGGGAUUUGUGAUAGGCCUAAUAUUCUGCCAUAGCGUAUGUGAUGGUCUCGGUGCUGCGCAAUUUUUGAAAGCCAUUGGUGAGGUAGCUAGAGGUCUUGAAAAACCAAGCAUUGCCCCAUUGUGGCACAGGGACUUCUUUCCAUCAACACCUGAUGAAGAAACCGUAGCUGCAUUGCCAAAACUACCACCUGGUCCACCGCCAAUGCCAGAGUACGAGCUAGAACAUGCUAAUAUGGACAUACCCAUAGAUCACGUUCACCGGCUUAAGCAAGAAUUUCAGGAAAUAACAGGACAGAAUUGCUCUGCCUUCCAGAUUGUAGCGGCAGGGUUUUGGAUCAGCCGAACGAGAGCCAUAAAUUUCAGUCCGAAUACCCAGGUGAAGUUGGUCUUCUUUGCGAACUGUCGUCAGCUCUUGAACCCGCCUUUGCCUGAAGGCUUCUACGGGAAUUGCUUCUUCCCUGUGACAAUUACUAUUCCGUCUGAGUCGCUGACACAGAGAUCCAUUAUCGAAGUGAUUAAGUUGAUUCAAGAAGCCAAGGCCAGGCUUCCCGCGGAGUUCGGUAAAUACUUGAAGGGUGAGCAUCGGAAAGAUGGGGAAGACCCAUUUGCUCCGCCUCUGACGUACACUACUCUGUUCAUAUCGGAGUGGGGACGGCUGGGAUUCAACGAAGUGGACUACCAGUGGGGGCCACCAGUGCACGUGGUGCCCAUACAAGGCUCCAGCAUCAUCCCAGUAGGCAUUGUGGGGUCACUGCCCCUGCCAAGGAAAGGGAUUCGUUUGAUGACGUGGUGCGUGGAGGAGGCACAUCGUGGUCCCUUCCUCGAUCAGAUAUCGUCUUGGACAAACUGAAUCGAAAGUCGUCUGGGCACCGCCUUCUUCCCUUCUGGAAAUCCCAGUCACAUCAAUUCAUCCUCCGAAUAAACUGGCAGUAUAAAAAUGCAGGAGUCCAUGUUAUGUUCAGAUCGAAAUAAAUCGCAGGGUCGGUUGACCUAUAGAAUUAUGGUAUCUGCUCCUGUUUCUUCAUUCUCUCUCCUUGCAAAUUUACAUUGUCUGGUCUAUAAAUGUACAGAACGACAUAAAUUUGCCGUUGGGAAUAAAUCAUUAU